Hylaeus anthracinus is the source of this 9782-nucleotide messenger RNA. It is a transcript of the gene bark, whose product is annotated as protein bark beetle. Bases 1604 to 9634 code for a protein of 2676 amino acids. Gene Ontology annotation, cellular component: membrane. The transcript is spliced from 26 exons. Lineage: Eukaryota; Metazoa; Arthropoda; Insecta; Hymenoptera; Colletidae. The record is from RefSeq and is a predicted model, not a curated record.
UACCUUUCAGCGUUAGUAGGUGGUGGUAGCAAUACUAGUGCGCCAUACUAUAGAGUCUAUAGUAGCUACAGUAGUGGCCUGCACGACGCAAGGCAAGGCGCGUCCAGGGAAAAGACGACAGGAGUACGAGUGGAACCAGUAUAAACCGCGCCCAACGUGACGCCAGGUGGCCAUCGCGCCACGACGAAGCCACAUCCUGCGAUCUACGGUUUGUUUUGUGCGUUACGGAUACCCUAUAGAUCGCUUGCGAUCAUCGGUUAUCGUCCACGGCCGAUGCGCUUCUCGCCAUCAAACGCGACCGUUCCAAUCCCCGUUGGACUGUUCGAGAAACUCGCGAAUGCGUACGAGUCGCGAUUCAGUGAAUCUUGGCGAAUCAACUAUACAGAUUUCUUUUUGGAGUGGACUUGGCUAGUGGCUGUCGAAAAUGAUCGGCGUCUUUUCGAUCGGAGGGCUUUCAAGCGGAGGGAUCCGUGACGGGAGAGUAACGGCAGCAGCGCAGACGAGUCGCAACAGUCGAGCUGCGAUCUCUCGCGCGUGAAAGAGUACGCUGUGAGGAAAGGUUAACGCUCGAAUUUAAAAUACAGUACACCUUCGCGUUGGAGUGGUUCCAGUGUCGUCGCGGUAAAUGGUAAAUCCGUUCCUGAGUUACAUGGAUCGUUGGAUAUUUGGAUGAAGCGCUUAGAACGGUGAUGGGUAAAAUUUGAUCGGUGUAACCCAUAAUGGAACGUGUAGCGAUCUAUUAUCGAUGUUGAUUCAAUCGAACAGGUGCAUUACUUGCGUCAAGUAAUUUUCAUUCUACUAUUAAAAUCCUAAUUUUACUUCAAACCGUUCACCGCUGAGUUACUCGUUUCAGUGAUCGCUCUUGCGACUGAUUGGAGAAAUUAACCACAGAGGUAAAUAAAGAUUACAUAAUCUACAAACAACAAAGAUUUGUCUACUGUUUCAUCCUCGAGUGCAACAGUUUCUAAUUCAUCAACGGACAAGUUGUUCGUCUAGAUAAAAAUAUUGCUCAUCUCUGUGACCGAGGAUCCUUGAUCGAUUAAAAAAUAUUCGAACGUGGGCGAUUUUAACGAUCAACAACGCCGACUGCUACAGCGACCAAGAACUCACGUUCCAAGAGAACGUAGGUAUGUGCACGUACGUGUGCACCUAGAUAGUUAACGCAUCAACGACGUAACGAUACGUUCAGUGAAAGUAUAGAUUACAAUUAGACGUACACGAGGAACUGAUCGAAUCAUCGCGUGACGCAUCGCGGUUAUCGCGAUAAAGGGAAGAGAUUGGUAAAAUGGGACCGAUGAUCGUGGUCUCGCGUAUCAACCUGUGGACUGGAAAUCGUUCCUCGAUGUGUACGUUUUAUCAGUGAACAAAUAUCGUUAUCGUCGUAAUAACCGGUGUAUGCUGAUCUAUCUAAAUGUUGCAACAAGUGUCAUUCGAGUGUGCUACCCCACCGAGGAACCAGAAACCAAAUCCAAGGCGCAGAGUAUUUUACGUUCGACGAUCAGUGAUGAAUAAUUCGCACGGGAUUCCGUUUCAAAGCGAUCCGUUCUCUCGUUGUCAGUCGUAUUGAGAGUUUCGACGGUUUUCUCGUUGUGCACGCGACAAAAUGCGUGUUGCGUGUCUGCUCGUGGCUGUUCUGACGGUUGCCCGUGGACAAUCGAACGAAGGGUUCGACCAGUCGUCCAUUUAUUACACGGAGCCGACCUUCGUUAACGCGAGCAACAAUGGAGGGCCCACGGAGUUGCCUGGCGGUCACAUCCUCAGGGGACAACGGUUGUUGGAGAGAUCGAAGAGUCCUUAUCUAUUGCGAGAGGAUCUCUUCGUGGACCGUGACUGCGAACUGGUGAUAGAACCAGGGGUGGAGAUCCGGUUUGGUCCUAUGAUCGGUAUCACCGUUCGCGGGAUCAUAACCGCGAAUGGGGAAUCACACGCGCCAAUCCUAUUAACAGCAUCAGAAGCCAACAAUCAAGUCCACCCUAUUGAAUCGCCACUUUCCAUACGACUGGUCGAUGGACCAACGCCGUUCGAAGGUCGAUUAGAACUAUUCCAUCGAAACGAGUGGCGUGCCGUUUGCACCAACUCACGAAACUGGACACGAGCCGAUUUAGAGACAGCAUGCAGACAGCUUGGUUUCCAAGGCGGACGAUGGUCGUCGUGGAUAGACAGACAAUGGCCCGCGAAACCACGAUUAUUAUACGAGCAACCAGGAUGUAGAGGCACCGAGUCCUCUUUGACCAACUGCGAGAGGUGGUCGGAUAGACAACUCGGAGGUGGCGUUUGCGACUAUCAUCCUGAUCUCGGUAUCGCCUGUUUACCUCGCCACGACGGGGCAACGAAGGCCAUUAAACAUUGGAGAGGAAUUCGCUUCGAGGAUGCUCUGUACGAUCGACCACUGAUCCAAGAAAAUACUAUUUAUAUACGAAAGUCGAAGUCGAUACUACGAAACGUAGUAAUAGAACACGCAGGAACAGGCAGAGAGUAUAACGUUACGGCUGCUAUCGACGUGGAAGGCGUUCCACCGCAAAUGGAAUCGAUUUCGGUUCUCCAUGCUGCCUCCACAGGGAUUAUUGUGACCGUACCCAACGCUCCUGUCAUAAUAAACAAUUGUACCAUCCAAAACAACAGAGGGUACGGGAUUUAUGUGAACAGCUCGUCAGGAAUGGCACACGUUAACGACUGUUCUAUAUUGGAUAACGGAGCCGAUGGGAUAAAGUACGUUCACUUCGACGAACGACCAGACGACAAAUUAGAUAGAACAGAGGUCUUCGAUUUAUGCACAUUUCCAACGACUGCUAGUCAAAUAUUCCCCCUUAUCAUAUCCAUGGAGCAGAGCAAAUACGCGCCCAACACGAAGCGCUGUCCACAACACAUAUUCACGAGAUCUGGACACGUAUUGACGAUACACUUUCUACAAAUGAAGACAGACAGAAACAACAGUGCCACGAUAGAAGUAUACGACGGUAUGAGCGUUGGGGAGAAGUUAUUAGCCAAAGUGAAAAUAAAAAAUGGAGCGUUGCCCCAAAGCGUGACGACGACUCGACAGAAUUUGUUCGUGAAAUUCAUCGCUGAACCGCGCACCAACACUAUCGUUUUCGUGCGAUUGACUUCGGGCUACAAGAAAACCUACGAUCUCAACGUGACCGGUAGCACAAUAGCUGGCAAUAACGGGAGAGGAAUCGCGGUGGAGAAACUGCGAUCGGCCCUGCACAUUCAGGAGACUUCUGUGUCCAGCAACAAGCACGUGGCUGGCGUGCACGUGUUGGGCGGCGCCGCGGAUGUAAAUAUCACGGGCAGCCGUAUAUCUUUCAACACGGGAGACGGAGUUAAUAUCACCCACACAGGAGGAAACCGUAACGUGUCCCGAACGAGCAUUUCCUCUAAUCAGGGGUACGGAUUCGCGGUGUGGUUGAACGACAGCGCGUCCACCGAAUACGUGUACUUCAAUCAGGCCACCGUGGUCGAGUAUUCGCAAAUUUUCAGAAACAAGGAUGUUGGUGUUCUUGUUGGCAACGCAACCGGCAAUUCCUACGUGAACGUGACGGGUAAUUGGUUCAAUAGCAGCGCCGAGACAGCGUUACAAGUGGAGUCCAGUUGGAGGCAGAAUGAAGGGUUGUUGAGGCUCCAAAUUGGUCACAAUUCCUUCGUCCAGAACGCUAAAUUCGGGAUCAAGCUGAGCCCUGCGCUCAACAUGGAGGCGGUUAUCGAGUACAAUAAUUUCAGAGAACAGUCCAGUGGCUGUAUAUUGAUAAAAAAUCCUCUCUACGAGGAGUUCAACAUUCUUCCCGUGGAUAUCAUUGUUCGGCACAACGAGUUCUACGGAAAUCGCGGUGUCUUUGUAGUCAGUAUCGGGCUCUCGCCGUACAGCGACGCGCAGAAGUUAUUGUUCACGAGAAACUUCCUGCGAGACAAUCGCGUUCGCGAGUUGUUCGACGAUGGGAACACGAUGAGAUCGAGAUUGAUACCGCGUUCCAGAGUGGCAGCGGUCGUCGUCGUUUCCUCGAGCAACGUGGUGGUUUUUCGCAAUAUUCUGAACAAUCCCGAGUCAUCGUACGAGAUUGGGUCUCACUUGGAAGAUCAGAGCAAAAUUAUUAACUGCACUUAUAAUUGGCUUGGAUUCCCAGAGGAGAACAAAAUAUUUGAACGACUGUUUCACAGAAAGGACAGGUACAACCUGGCUAAAAUCGAGUACCUCCCGUAUUUGCUGCACAACAGCAAUCCAGGGGCCACCACGAUCAUUUCGAAUCCAACGUUCGUGCCGCAAUUCGUUACACCCGGUACAAAUUUAGUAGGUGGCGAAGUCGAUGGUCUGGAGUCACUCAAAGCUGGAGAGUAUAUCGUCGAGCGCGAUAUCAACGUACGACCGAGUGGUAAAUUAAUUCUACACCCUGGUGUUACGUUACGUUUCCCCCUGGCUGUGGGGAUGAUGGUCGCUGGCAGGCUCGAUGCUCGUGGCAAACGACCUAGCGAUAUUUUGUUCACCUUGAAGGAGGAAAUUGUCAUGGAUACUGACAACGAAACCCUGACGGAUGAAGGACUUGGUCAAAUUAACGAAAUGGAGUCGCCUGUGAGGCUUCUUGGGGGAAAGACCAAUCUCGAGGGAAGAUUACAGGUAAAAGUAGGUGAAAAAUGGGGAACAGUUUGUAAUUAUGGCUGGACAAUCCGCGACGCAGCUCUAGUGUGUCACCAAUUAGGCCUGACCCUGGACCCUGACAAUUGGCUCAUGGAACGCUCUCAGAUUCCAAACGCGGGUAUCAACGAGGACAUCGUCCUGAGCAAUGUCAGAUGCACCGAGGAUGACAACGACAUAUCGAAGUGUCGAGCAGAGACGGAACAGAGCUUCGAGAAUUCUUGUACUCACGAGAACGAUGUGGGUGUCAGGUGUUCGGAGGCCGCUUGGGCGGGCCUUCGAUUGGGGCCAUUGGCUCAGAGGAGCGACCUCCAGUUCGUCACUAUCGAAAAAGCAGGGUUGCUCGAUUAUGCCACGAAUUCGUUCAAGCCAGCCUUGCAAAUCGAUUUCGCACGACACUCCCUGGACAGUGUUCGAGUCAUCGACAAUCUUCAAGAUGGUUUAGGAGUACUCUACUCGGAUAUAUAUUCUGCUGACGCAGUGAACACCGUCAGAAACAGCGACUUCUCCCAGAACGGCGGCAGCGGUAUCAGUUUCAAGCAGUUGGGGAUGCAAAUCAUUAAUUCUAGAAUCGAGUAUAACAAGGUUGCUGGGAUUAGACACAACCCUACUUUAUCCGCAGUCCAGCAAAGAGAAUUCGCGGGCUGGUUUCAACGUGUACCAGACGCGAUCGAAUCUUCCUACGAUCCGAUAGUCAUACCCACCUACACAACGGAAAUUGAACUUUCCGACGGGGAAACUAAGUAUAUAACAACGGCCAAAGUCAACGGCGAGUCAAUCCAUCAACGCCUCAACAUCUUAUGCAGACCAGGAUACGUGAUCGGUAUUCAGCUUCUGAAUCCCAUCGAGAAUCGCAGCACGGAGCAGAUCAUCGUGUACGACUCGCAGUACGGUGAUCCUAAUCGAGAUGUUUGGCACGUGAAACGCGAUUUGGCCGUCUUUCCUGUGACAUCCAGCUCAUUUGCUGUGAUCCUGGAGUACGACAGUGGCGUGAAGGCUCUUGGUGGCGCUGUUAUGGUUAUUACAGCUCUACGAGCCCCCAUACAGGAUGUACGAAACAAGAUUGUAAGAGGACCGAUUCCAACCUUGCUAGUCACAAAGUCCAAGAUCAAGAACAAUAGAAGGGGUAUACUAGCAUCCUUUUACAACAGAUACUUGGACGAGAUAGGUGACCAUUUUCUGCGAAAAGCAAACGAGACCAUACAACUGAUCACCUGCGAGGUGUCCCACAAUCAGGAAGAAGCGAUUUACGUGCACUCGCCCCAUUGGAAUAUUUUUCAGACGAACCUAUCCGAAAUCGCCAUUCACAUCAACGACAGCCUGAUCACGGACAAUGGGAAUGGGAUAUACCAGUUCAGUCGCGAUGCUAGGCACUCAAAUAAUCUCUUUCACUGGAUUAUGCAAGACAGCACCGUAGAAAGGAAUCGAAGAGGUGGUUUCGAAGUGGCGUUGCCAGAGGUCUGGCAGUACAACGAGAAUUUCACGCACACCUUGUACUUUGGUAACAACACUUGGCGUAACAACGAGCUAUUUGGUUUCAUAGUAGACGGCCAUUACGCUACCCUAAACGUUUCUCACAAUCGAUUCGAAGGGAACAGAUGUAAGACUGGUUUGAUAUCUGUCCGCGGAAUGGAAAAGAAAAUGCGAAUCGACAAUAAUCGCAUUUCGAGCAACACUGGUGUCUACAUGGUAGAGUUCAAGGCAGACAGCCAGUCGGAGAUUUUAGGAGACGUCGAUGCUCGUUUCUUCAAUAACGAGAUCAAACGGAAUAGCUACGAUCUAGCUGGCAUGGGUCCACGUCGCACGGAUGAUAGUCCGAGUUACGUGGUGGGCUUCCAUGGCAUCCAAAAAGUGCGGAUAAAUAGAAAUUUAUUUGGUGAUAAUUCUUUGGACUAUGAGCUGCUGGCUGGUAUAAGGACUGCAAAGAUCAAUAAUGAGGUUGACGUGACUGAGAACUGGUGGGGAACCCCUGAGGACAUUGAGAUAAGACGAAGGAUCUUCGACUUCGACGACUGGAACGACCACGCAGUGGCUCGUUAUCGACCUUUCUUGACAAACGACGCCCUCGAUUCAUCUGUUUCCGCGUCUUGGCAGAUCGUAAGAGAAGUAGACUUGGACAACUUGGGCGGACGUAUCGUGGAGAAUUUAUCUAUACACGCCAGGGAUAAACCCUACGUGGUACGAUCGGAUAUCACCGUGAUGCCAGAGUCCACGUUGCAUAUUUAUCCAGACGUUGUCAUGGAGUUUGCUCCCAACGUCGGUAUCCUUGUUCUUGGUACGUUGAAAGCCGUGGGUGCACCUGGUCAUGAGAUUAUAAUGAAGCCAAUGGAACGUAGCGAUAUAAACGAAUCAGUCAUCGUCAAACCUACUAGAAACUCUGGAAAUGUUGUCUCAAUGUCGGAGGAAACGAUUCGUCUUUGCAAGGAUGGACGGUGUUCUUCCUUGCACAAUGAAGGUUUCCUGGAAUUCUUCAAUAAAACAACCUUACAAUGGAUACCCCUCUGCGAUACCAGAUUUACUGAGAGGAAUGCUCAAGUGGCCUGUCGUCAAUUGGGCCACGACACGCUCAACGUCUUCGUAUCGUACGAUCGUAGAUACGAAUUGCAUCCUGGUUCUCUGAUACGAGUUUGGUCUUGGCCUGAACCAUUACAGUGCACUGGGAGAGAAGAGAAAUUAGAAGACUGCCAGAUUCGAUUAAACGGUCAACUAUACGGUCACCGACACGAAUGUCCAUGGGACAGCCAAUUUGUCUUCAUCAGUUGUGGAAAACGGAAUCUGGACGAUGCGCAUGAUUACUGGGGUGGCAUACGCAUCGCCAAUGGCGAGUUCGAACAUCAUUUAUACGAGCAUCGCAUCCACGACGUGGUUACUCACGAGACAGUGAGACGAGUCGAAUCAGUUUUGAGACAUAUCAACAUAACUGGUGCUGGAAUUCUACAUUUCGAGAAGUCAGCUGCUCUGCAGACAAUUAUGAAAUCACCGGCGAUAACGCAGGUGAACAUAAUUCGCAGCGCCUAUCACGGUAUCAAUGUGAUAUCACCUACUCACACGGUUGAAUUACUAUUCAACACCGUCGAUAACGUGCUUGGAAACGGUAUCAACAUACUCUCGAUAACGGGCGAAGGACGCGAAGCUGAAGAAAGUUCAUUCACACCAAUUAAAGACCUCAGUAUCCCUUAUCAUCUGUUCAGUAUGAUCGAUAUAUGUGAUACCACUAAAGAGAUCACGCUCGAGGAACGAGUGAUCGUGUACUACAAGUAUGACAAUCACCCUGUAAGCUGCGUUAAAAUCUUUCGCAGCGCCUACAGGGCCAAACCCUUUGGAUUUAGGCUCCUACAGUUCAAUCUUUUCAACUCUACUGGAAAGCUUGGUCGCGUCGACAGUAUUACUUUAUACGAUGGAGAUAUUUACAACGUCACUGCCAAGAGUAUAGGCCACCUGGAAGCUGAUAGUCCCGACGAGAAGAAGCUUUUCAAAACCCAGGGCCCCAGCCUCAGUAUAAAACUGUUCGCUAAUGGUGCAAGCAACGUGCACGGGUUUAUCGCAGAAGUAAUUACCCUGCCAAUCUCCGCCAUUGGAUUUAAUCGCGACGUCCAACACAACGUUUCUUAUUCCGUUAUAUCGAAUUGCCGCGAGGGAGCGAUAAAAUACGCAAGUGCUGGCGAAGUAAACGCAAUAAUGACCCUGGAACGUAAUCAGUUCACGAACAAUUGCGAGAAGCUUUACGGUAAUUUCUCGACUUGCAAAUCUGCGCUAUGGCUGGACGUUCAAAAUACGCAGUCUUUAUACUUCAGAAACAAUCUAGUUCAGAAGAAUCAAGGUGGACUUUCGAUCCGAGCUGAUUCCAGAGGUUCGGCCACUUCUUUGAAAGGGUGGAUCCAUAACAAUCUCUUUUCAGAGAACUAUAACAAACCCGCAUUAUACGUGGAGGGCCGCCAAAGCAGUCCAUAUCAAGAAGUCACUAUAUUCAGAAACUAUUUCACGAAAAACAACGCUCCCUACGACAACAACAUCGUUCUGAAACAAGUAGUCAGUAACAUGACGCUCAAUUAUUUGCACGCCAAUCUCGGCGCGCAUCUUUUGGAAAUUUCAGGAUUCGAAAGGGUCCGUCUACCUAUCUACCAAACCACGUCUCACAAUGGUUUCUACAAAAACUAUGCAGUGGACCGCAAUGGACGUAGUACAAUAGUCGCGGGGACCCCUGGCCAACAAUACGUCGACAAUGUAUUGUUCAAUCCAGACAACGAUUACGAAAUGCUCACAACGAACAGAUCAGAGCAAUUAGAGAUGUGGAAGUCACACGUGGAUGCGAGACAUAAUUGGUGGGGAUAUAACGAAACGUUAGCUGUGGCAGGUAGAGUAAGAGACAGUGGAGAUUCUCCCGAUUUGCUGCAAGUCGAUUAUCAACCUUUUCACAUGAGCAAUGCAUCCGUUCUGAAUGGAAAGUGUCCACCGGCGUGGGAUCUCGUGGGCGACACGUGUUACAUAUAUAUUGGUGCUCCAAUGGACUUCUAUAGUGCUCGAGAUUUCUGCAGGUCGGUAAAUGCAUCUAUGCCAUUUAUCAUGGGUGAUUACGUGGAGCUCUGGCAUUUCAUACGAAAACAACAGGAACGUUACGAUUAUUCGGAUCGUGCCUGGGUACAGCAGUUGGAUCGCGUGGAUCAAUGCACAACUUUCACUUAUCAAACGAUAGAGAUCGAUUAUUGUGGUCAACGCAGCCCCUUCGUUUGCGAAAUUGAUCCUAGAGUGAACAUCGACCCGCUAUCAUGGAGAAAAGACAUUGUGGCAGUGGCUGUGUUAGGGGCAGCAGGAAUAGCACUCGCGUUGUUAACAGCUGCCAUUGCUCUCUGGGUAUCGAAGUCGAAGAGACGGAAUCUCGAAAGAUUGGAAAGGCGAAACUCUAUCAGACAAUCCCUGCAUUCUCUGCGAUCGGUUGGUUCUACUUCUGGAUUCACAGAACUUGCGUAUCGACGUAAACCUAUUACGGUGAGGAUUCCUUAUCUUAGCUAGCUCCAUAAUGAUAUCGAAAGAAGAAGAAGUCCCAAAGAAGUCCCAAGAUAUAGAAGAAAAUGUCGAGUUUAUUUGAAUAAUUUUUAUCACUACCAAUGAAGGAGGGAAGCGUAGUCCAAAAAGAAGUGCAUAUUUAGAAUUGUUUUUU